Molecule: messenger RNA, 3529 nt
Organism: Egretta garzetta (little egret)
Lineage: Eukaryota; Metazoa; Chordata; Aves; Pelecaniformes; Ardeidae
Gene: ATG14
Product: autophagy related 14
Exons: 10
Coding region: 1-1206 (401 amino acids)
Biological process (GO): autophagosome assembly; cellular response to starvation; mitophagy
Cellular component (GO): extrinsic component of omegasome membrane; extrinsic component of phagophore assembly site membrane; phosphatidylinositol 3-kinase complex, class III
Source: RefSeq, a predicted model, not a curated record
AUGGCCCAGGGAAUUCCAAAAACAUGUUUUGAAGGCGAGAUAACUGAUCAGCUGAGAUGGAAAAUAAUGUCUUGCAAGAUGAGGAUUGAGCAGCUGAAACAGACCAUUUGCAAAGAAAAUGAUGAAAUGACAAGAUAUGCGGAGGGCGUUCAGAGAAUUAAAGAGGAGAACCAGAAGCAUUAUCGCAGGGCUCAGCGGCAUCAGGAGAAGAAAGAGAAGACCCAGAGGCAUAACCGCAGGCUGGGAGACUUGGUAGAGAAAAAAACCUAUGACUUGAAAACCCAGUAUGAGCAUCUGGCAAAUCUUCGUCGGACGCAUAUCCUGGAGCUAACAUCGGUCAUAUUUCCCAUUGAAGAAGUAAAGACAAGCAUGAGAGAUCCUGCCGACGUGUCUUCUGAGAGUGACAACGCUAUGACCUCUAGCACUGUGAGCAAGCUCGCGGAAGCCAGGAGAACCACCUAUCUCUCUGGGAGAUGGGUGUGUGAUGAUCAUAACGGGGACACCAGCAUCAGUAUCACAGGGCCUUGGAUAACCCUUCCUAAUAACGGAGACUAUUCAGCCUACUACAAUUGGGUGGAAGAGAAGAAGACUACGCAAGGACCAGAUAUGGAACAUAAUAACCCUGCUUAUACCAUCAGUGCUGCAUUGUGCUAUGCAACUCAGCUUGUUAACACUUUGUCUUUCAUACUUGAUGUAAAUCUUCCCAAGAAGCUCUGCAACAGCGAGUUCUGUGGAGAGAAUCUCAGCAGGCACAGGUUCACGCGGGCAGUGAAGAAGCUGAAUGCUAAUAUCCUUCACCUUUGCUUCUCUCAGCAUGUAAAUUUAGAUCUGUUGCACCCACUGCAUACGCUCAGGAACCUCAUGUACCUGGUCAGUCCAGACACUGAGAACUUGGGCAGGUCCGGGCCUUUCGAAAUCAGCGCUGAUCUCGAAGACUCCAUGGAGUUUGUGGAUCCCAGCGCCGCCGGCGAAACGGAUGAGAGCGGAGACGAGCACGUCAGCGAUGAGGAGACAGACCUAGGGACAGACUGGGAGAACCUGCCGAGCCCCAGGUUCUGCGAUAUCCCCUCUCAGCAGGUGGAGAUGCUGCAGAGCCAGAGCACGCAGGUAUCUCAGCCCAUUGCCAGCAGCAGCGCGGGUGGGAUGAUCUCCUCCGCUGCUGCCUCGGUCACCUCGUGGUUGAAAGCAUACACUGGACAUCGCUAACGAGCAUGGGAAAAGGAUCAUAGGAUUUGUGGAAGGAAUCCCUCCCCGACAAUGCUGUAGUAAACCUUACAUAUUCAGUUAAGUAGUGCCUGGAACAAAGAAAAGGUCAGACUUUCGUUUUGUAAACCAGAAAAACCUUUUUAUUUACCCAAGAUGACUGUGAUGGUACCAUUUUGUAAAUUAGCUAGCUACGUGCUUCUGACGGAUUCUGUGACGGCACUUUGUGUCUUGGUUCUGUCUGCGUUGUCGAGUGUCGGAGAAAAAGGACCCGGUAGCCUCCAGCUCUACUUUCUAAAGAAGAAACAGAUUUUGGAGUACUUGGAUCAGGACGAGUACAGAGGGAAGGCUGCUCAGCGUGCAGUCUGGACAGCGGUGCAAAUGCAGUUCACGUUUCCUUAACUCCUUACAGGGUUUUUGUUUGUGUGUGUUUUAAAUCUGUCUUGCAUAAUGCAAAAAUGCGUAUUUCUAAAUUUUUUUCAUUCAGGACAUGAAAAUUAUGCAUUUUUAACAUGUUUUCUAAUCUCUGUUGCCAUAUUUUUAAUACAAAGAAUCAGCACGGACAGGAAUUCACACAGCAGAUUGCUCUGAUUUUAGAUCUGGUUGUGAAAUGAUACCCAGUUUUGCCGCAGAGAACCGGCUUGUUUCAUGCUGUUUCCACCGGUAGGCAGCCUCGAAGUUCCGUAUUGUGCUGUCCAAAGCACACAGGCUCUUUACUCUUAAUAUCAUACACCAAAGAAACACUGGACAUUCUCUUAGCUAGACCCACAUCUGACGCCGAUACAGGAUUGCGUUGUUGCAAUAAUACUCAUCAGUUACACCACCACGUUGCCACUUUUUAAUAUUAGAAAAACCUCAUUUCAAGCUAGGUGAAUGAAGUCGCGCGGUCUCCACACUACACGCAUUUUAAACCCUGUUCUAUUUGAUCUUUAUGGUGGGGUUUGGGUUGGUUAGUUUUGGGGUUUGGUUUUUUUGUUGUUUUUUUUUUUUUUCUUCUUUUCCUGUUUACUGAACGCCAAGAAGUUGAUUUCAUUUCACUGCAGAAACGCUGGCAGCGCAGCUGGCUGGCGUGCAGAACUGCAGGAGGUGCGAUACCCACGGAGGCGCUGGUUAACAGGCACCCACGCUGUUGCUUAAAGCCGCGUUUGCUCCGUGAGCCUCCCGAUGUAUGGUUUACAUUUGAUAGAGUUGGGACGUUGUACUUCCCCGCGGGGCAGGCGAAUGGAAAAGCACCCGCCCGGCCCUGCGGGAGGGGAGGUUUCUGCCCUGCUGCGAAUCCCAGCUCCGGGGCCGGCUGACCCCAUCGCACGACUCUUCCGUGGUGGGUUUGCUCGGUGCCUCCCCAGGCCAGCCAGCGCUGCCUCCCGUCCCCACCGAGGAGCGGGUGGAGAAGCAGUUUUGGUACCGAUCCUACGUACCCCAGCGAGCUCCUCCGUGCCAGGGGUCCCGGCCGAGCGUCGUCUCCCCCAGCCUCCCGCCCCCCUUGUAUGGCAGCUCGUCCUCUUUGGCCUCGGGGCCGGGCAUCUGCUGUCAGUACUUUCUUUUCAUUUUUCUCUUUUUUUUUUUUUUAAAACCAAAGACCCUUAACUCCGCACUAACGGCACGCACGUUGUUAGCCGAAGUCACCCUUUAUUUUGCCGUUCUUUUGGUCUGAAUCCAGUAGUUGGGUUCGUUCUAAGAGAAGAGCCAAGCUCCCUUGCCUGCUGCAGCCCGAGCGGGGCCGGUGCCCCCCAGUCCCCCCCGCGCUGCCCGGGCCGGGGGCUUUGGUCACCGCUGGUUCACGGCACUUUACUCGCUCGCAGCCAUCGGAUCCUUCGCAGUUCUGAGCAACCAGCACGUACUCACCAGUACUGUGCACGCCCCUUCUGGCUCCCCGUUUAUUUUGCACUGGACCCCACCAUAGAAAUACCUUCUUUUUGUUUACUUGCUUUUUAACGCGCAUUUCAGUCACUUUUUCAUUGCUGCCUUUGUGCUACUCUGAACCCCUAAAGGUCAGGCUGCGAUUCAGCUUCGUACGCUGUCAUUUACUGACUUAGGGCAAGAAAAACCAACACACACACAAAAUACCCAAUUUUUUAAGCCAUAUACUUCAUAACGAUCAUGUUUUCCAAAUAAUUUAUUUGCAGCCAUGUCUUAUUCUGGAAGUGCCCAACGGCACUGUGAAGGGGGUAAAAUGCAUUGGGAUGGGUCUUUUCACAAAACCUUUUUUUGUAACAGAAUACAGAUUGGGGGGGGUGGUGGUGUUUGUUUUUUUUAAAGUGUUUUGCACAUGUGUAGCUAAGGAAGAACCGUGUGUGUCCAAACCUUGAGUGCAAUCGCCAGGAUU